AAUUAUUAUGGUAACCAUAGAUACAAUUCUCUACAACAAAAGUCAAUGUUCUGUGCAGUGUUUGUUAAAAUAACCUCAUUCCUAUUUCUAAAGUCGUCUAACUUCGUAGAUAUCAAAUAGGACAAAAUGUACAAGAGGGAGACAGGAGGGGCCAGGCCUAUGGCUAUAGCAGGCCGGUUUGUAAGAGAACGAGAACGUCUUAUCGGCAUGACGGAAGCGGAGAGGGCUUGGCGUAAGCAGUGGAUGCAAGAUCAAAUACUAUCACCAAAUGAACCUCGGCACGUUCCCGAAAUGUAUAAGUUUCGAUUUAACAUUUUCCGACGAGCAUAUAAGGCACCCUUAAAUUAUCUGGAAAAUAUGUUAGAACCUGUCAUAGGCAAACGAGCUCAUACAUUAAGAUUUUUUACGGGAAAAAUAUUUCUUUUGUAUUUGGCAGGAAUUGGAGUCUUGUAUAAUUUAAAGUAUAAUCAGAAUGAUUGGACCCGACUUGGCGGAUUCAGAAUUUUGGAAAAUCGACCUGCUGUACUGCCUGGUGAUUCAUCUUUCCCUAAAUUAUCUACCAAAUCGAACCCGUCUGAAUAUGGUUCGAGAGGUUUUGAAAAAGUAACUUUAAAUUUGUAAAUAAAUCAUUCAUGUAGUAUGCUUAGUAUAUUAUUAAUUCAAUAAAUACUCUACUUUG
Photinus pyralis (common eastern firefly) is the source of this 679-nucleotide messenger RNA. RefSeq lists its product as uncharacterized. NCBI's taxonomy places the organism in Eukaryota, Metazoa, Arthropoda, Insecta, Coleoptera, Lampyridae. Gene Ontology annotation, biological process: mitochondrial electron transport, NADH to ubiquinone. The transcript is spliced from 2 exons. The record is from RefSeq and is a predicted model, not a curated record. The coding region runs from base 127 to 621 and encodes 164 amino acids.